Molecule: messenger RNA, 1764 nt
Organism: Echinococcus granulosus
Lineage: Eukaryota; Metazoa; Platyhelminthes; Cestoda; Cyclophyllidea; Taeniidae
Product: putative ADP-dependent glucokinase
Exons: 7
Coding region: 1-1764 (587 amino acids)
Biological process (GO): glucose metabolic process
Cellular component (GO): endoplasmic reticulum
Molecular function (GO): ADP-specific glucokinase activity
Source: RefSeq, a predicted model, not a curated record
AUGCCAUCACAAUAUAGUAAUAGACACUACAUUCUUGGCACCGCGUUUGCAAUUGCCGCACUGUGCGUGCCGUUUUGGCUCUACCAUCCUCCGCACUUCAAUAUUGAGGCUGUUCUUAGUGGUCUGCAUCGACUAGAAGCAUCCUACCGUCCCUUCCCACAGCCCCAACCCGGUCCUCUCGUGAUAGUCGGAUUCGGCGGUUGCACAGACGUCACUGUCAACGCUCUUACUUUCUUUGAGCCCCUUGAAGCGGCUUCCCACACCGCACGACACUCGCAUCGUUCUCCCAAUGCAUCGUUUGAACUAAACAGUCUGGAGGAUGUUGUUGAUGACUUCACCCAAAUGCUUGCUGCCGGUGCAGCAGCAGAACGAUAUGUAAGGAACCAUUCAUUGUUCGAACUCCUGGUCACAAAAGCCAUCUCCACGGUGACAAAUCCAAAUCGGCUGCGGGAGACUGCGGAGCGCGGCACCUUGAGUUUGGGCGGCAACGCUCCUGUUAUGGCCACAAGGCUGGCGAGAGAGGGAGCCGAGGUUACUCUCGUGGCUCGCUUGUCGUCUCGUGAAACCCAAGCUCUGCCUUCAUCAGUUAAAGUUUUGGCAGCGCCAUCUAACUUUGGUCUGCCUGAAACACCGAAGACGGAUGUACAUCUUGUCUUGGAGUACGACAAGGGUGCGGUUUGGCGCAAUAACACUGCUCCUCGAGCUAACCGGUACAUUCUGAUUCGAGAUGAGGAGAACCCACGGCUGAGCAGCCUUUGGCCCGGUCUCAUGUCCUCCUGGCGCAAGUGGGGCAAUCACGGAGGCGGUGUGGGGAAGGAUGAGGCCAUUUUUCCUGACCUCCUUGUGGUGGGUGGUCUGCAGACCAUGGACAAUGCUGUCAUCUCACCUGACAUCCGUGGAGAGAGAAUGGAGGCGUUGAGACACCUCCUGGCCGUGGAGACGCCCCGCGCCACAUUGGUCCAUUUUGAAAUGGCCUCCUUCGUGGAGACCAAUUUCGUGGCCAAUCUCACUCGCACUCUCCUUCCCUACGUGGACUCGAUUGGCCUGAAUGAGCAAGAGCUGCCAAAUCUGCGCAGCCUCCUCUCAGAAGGUCGGGUAGCCUCUCAGGCAAGUGUGUCGACACCUCGCGCCGCAGUGAUGUUGGAUGAGAUGCGAGAGAUCUGGAGCCUUCUUGCUCACCCCACUCAACUGCCUCGGGUGGGAGUGGGUUUGCGUAGACUCUCGCGGCUUCAUCUCCACACUCUAGGCUACCAGAUUAUCAUGGUGCAACGUCCUGCUGCCGCUAUGAACAUUGACGCCGCCACCGCGGACAGGAACUUUGCGUCCGACCAAAGAGCCACGGAACUAGGAUUCGCGUGGCCCUUUGCUAGGGCUGCUGCGGCAAAGGCCAGUCUGAUCGCACACCGUCACACUUGUGCCACAGCCUCCAUCGAUCCUGAGUUGACCCGCCUCUUGAUGGACGACAGUUUCGCAGUGACCGCAAAUCCAGCCCGAUGGCCGUCGGCAUUGCAUGACGGCGCUGUACCACGCAUCCGAUUCGACCCCUCCGCCCCCGUCUCUUGCUGGUUUGAGGCAGAGCCCGUGGCGUCAGUGGAAGGCGGAGGUCGCCGAGCUCCCGGAGGCGACUCAGCGACGCGAGUAGAAAUCUGUGUUGCCCCGGUGCCCGUUUGUCGACGAGUAACGCGCACUGUCGGUGGUGGUGACAACAUCUCUGCGGCGGCAUUGAGGACGCAGUUGGUAGAGCGAAAGCGCUCCUUUGGGUGA